AUGACUACCAUCUCAGUCGUAUUCCUCCUCGCCUUUCCUGUGUGCAAGGCUGUGGAUCUGGAAGCCGCGGGCUUGGCUUUCAUUGGAUUCCAAAAAAAGCAUGGUAAAAGUUAUGACAAUAAGGAGGAAGAGAUGAAGAGAGCUGCUAUCUUCCAUGACAACUUGAAUUAUAUCGAGGAAGUCAACGCCCAGAACCUUUCAUACAAGUUGGGAGUCAACGAAUACACGGACCUGACUCUCGAGGAGUUCGCCGCCCUCAAGCUCAGUUCUACCGAUAUGAGCGAAGGCAUGGGAGAUGGAUUUGUUGCUGGAGCUGGACCAACAACUACGACUCUUCCAACGUCGGUUGAUUGGAGAAAGAAGGGUGUGCUCAAUCCGGUUAAGGACCAAGGAUACUGUGGCAGCUGCUGGGCGUUUUCCGCGAUUGGUGCUCUCGAGCCGCGCUAUGCCAUCGCUACCGGUAAACUUCUGUCUUUAUCCGAACAGCAGCUAGUCGACUGCGCCGGUGCCUAUGGAAACGAGGGUUGCAAUGGAGGCUUGAUGGACAAGGCCUUUGAGUAUAUCAAAGCGACUGGUGUCGACAAGGAGUCGACUUACCCCUACGUCGGUCGGACGAACAUGCAAGCUACGGUGAGAACAAACUGA
Molecule: messenger RNA, 645 nt
Organism: Perkinsus marinus ATCC 50983
Lineage: Eukaryota; Perkinsozoa; Perkinsida; Perkinsidae
Product: cysteine proteinase, putative
Exons: 6
Coding region: 1-645 (214 amino acids)
Cellular component (GO): lysosome
Molecular function (GO): cysteine-type endopeptidase activity
Source: RefSeq, a predicted model, not a curated record